Messenger RNA from Pecten maximus, 2220 nucleotides. RefSeq names its product dolichyl pyrophosphate Man9GlcNAc2 alpha-1,3-glucosyltransferase-like. The transcript is spliced from 4 exons. The coding region runs from base 92 to 463 and encodes 123 amino acids. Gene Ontology annotation, cellular component: endoplasmic reticulum membrane. The record is from RefSeq and is a predicted model, not a curated record. Gene Ontology annotation, molecular function: dolichyl pyrophosphate Man9GlcNAc2 alpha-1,3-glucosyltransferase activity. Gene Ontology annotation, biological process: protein N-linked glycosylation. Lineage: Eukaryota; Metazoa; Mollusca; Bivalvia; Pectinida; Pectinidae.
GAGUAUACUUAUUGUUACUGUAAUUGUAAACUUGUUUUGUGUUCAGCUGCCUUUCUGGAAUCUCUGGUUCACCAUCAUAUCAACAUUCAGUAUGCUGCCUCUACUGAUGAAAGACGGAUUACUUGUCCCUUACAUUUCCACCACUUUGUUAUACAUCAUCAUAAGUCGCAGUACAACUCCGGUAUUCGUGUUGCCGAGCGAGGAAUAUAGACUACAACGUCGCUUACAAAAGUUUACCUUUUACUGGUCGAUGUUUGGAGUGAUUGCCCUGACAGCGCUGUCCGUAUUUGCCACGCCUCCGCCCAAACUUCCCGAUCUCCUCCCUGUAUUGGUUUCCGUGUACUCCUGUUCUCACUUCCUCCUCUUUCUCGUUUAUUUCCACGUCAGACAGUUCCAGUGUAAAGACUCAGAGACGAUGGACACCUCACACACUCCGUAUACCCAGCUCAAAAAGAAACAGUAGCCAAAAAUAUUCCUUGUUAUAAUUGCUUGUUUUAAUUCAGGUUUGUUCACCUCAGAAUUGUUUCCUGGUUUUGGGUAUUAGUAACUAUAGCCAUAGUUUUCUCAGUGACUUCUGUAUGGAUCGAACCCCAGGUCCUGGGCAUACUGGACUAUAGCCCUACUAAAUGAGAUAUAGAGAAAUUUACCAAAGUCUGUAGAAAGAUUUUAAGUUGUUACAAUUAUGUCACUCAUUCCAGGGUUAGCAGUAAUGCUUGUGAUAGCAACUGAAGACUGAAUAUUUUUGCAAUGUUUCUUGAGUCUGGCAUGGAGGCUAAUGUAACAGAGUGCAUUAUUUUGUUGAUGUCUCUCAUGGGGAGAAACAUUACAGCAGUCAUUUUUUAACAGAUAAACAAAGAGCAAAGUUUAAAAGAUCCUACAAUGUAGAGUACUCAUUCAAAUUGUUGUUUGUUUGCUGGGAUUAUCGCCCUGUGAAUAUAGGGUCCUUUUGAGGCAGGGUCUCCUUGUAGUAGUUGGUGACUACCUCAAUUAUCAAUGUAAGGGAGGCCCGUCAUUUGCCAUCAGCAAUAAGGGUAAAGUGUAUUGCCCAAGCACACAACCAAGACAGCACAGAUCGGCCCAUUUCAAAGCUUCCAGAGAAACACAAACUGACACAUGUGUAAGCGUCAAACUGUAUUGUACCUGGGAUCUUCACCUGAGUUCGUGUGGUCGGUGCUCUAAUGGACUGAGCUAUCAGUAUGGCCUUAACUGUACUCCAAAAGUGCCUUAUUAUAAACUUGCUCAGGAACCAAUAUUACAACUCAUUCCAAGCCUGUAUUUGUUUUGUAGUUUAACGCAAUGGCUACACAAAGCCCACUUUGCUCCUUAUUGAAUAUCUGCCAAGUGCUUGAUAUUUGUGAGUAUUUUUUUUAUGAAAUUUAUGAUUCAUCAGAUUUUUUCAUUUUAUUUUUUAAUGCUUUUUUAUUCAAAUAAAACUAGACAAAUUCAUUAAUAGUCCAUCAAGGUUGGGUUAUUAUGUGAAAACGUGGACAUAUUUAUCCACAAACAACCCCCAUUCAUCUGUCAAAUCAUUAUUUUUAGCUCACCUGGCCAAAAUUAAUAUAAUAUGGUACUGAAUUUUUACAAUAGGGGAGGGGGUAUUAUUUGAGGAUUAAUGUGGUAAGUUAUAUGAAACUAUGAAAUCAAGAGAUAAAAACCAAGAAAUAUUAAAAAUAAUUAAAAAAAAAGAUAUUCUGAAGUUGGGAUGGAUGAGAAUAAAAAAAGGAAUCAAAUUUAUCUGUUAAACUCUGAAAAUCUGUAAAUAACAGACAAAUGUACACAUGUACUGUAUUUAUCCUCAAAUAAUUAAGCUGUCCCUCCCCUUGUGUAAAAGUUUGGUAUUUAAUUUGAAGUAUUUUUAAUUGACAAUUCUGCAAAAUAAAAAAAAUGAAGACUGGGUUUAUUUUGAGCGAGGGGCUGAUAAAUGCAAUAUAUUGACAUUGCACGACAAUGCUGAAGAGUAAACAUGAUGAGAAAAAAAAAGAGUGCAAAUUGAAUCCCUGUAAAUGUCAGCUAUAUUUUUCAUGUUAUGACGUCAUAAUUGUAACAGUGACGACUUAGGCAAAAUGGCUGUUCCAUAAAGAUGAUGCUGAAGAGAAUAAAUAAAUGCGGCACAUUUAUUUGAAUAAAUAAAUGCAGCACAUUUAUUUUCAUAUUUAAUGCUUUAAUAUGUUAAUGUCUGGUUCAAGUUUAGUCAUAUUGAAUAAAAACACAACAAUUUCA